This is a messenger RNA of Megalopta genalis, 9687 nucleotides long. RefSeq lists its product as uncharacterized. The record is from RefSeq and is a predicted model, not a curated record. NCBI's taxonomy places the organism in Eukaryota, Metazoa, Arthropoda, Insecta, Hymenoptera, Halictidae. Gene Ontology annotation, molecular function: guanyl-nucleotide exchange factor activity.
AGCGAGUGCCGUCAGGCGCACGGGUGUUACGACGCGCGCCGUUCCUUCGAAAUCCUCGUGUAUCUCCAACUUAUCGCAUCCCUUCUUACCACCAUUGUGACAGUUUUUCACGGGCCAACGUCGGUGUCCUCGUCGGGACAACACAGUGUGCAUAUUUCGUGCGGUUACAAAAGUGUCGUUCCGCAAUCAUAAUUCUUCGUUCGAUCGAAUCAUGACAGUCCGCAACGAUUCGCACGGUCCGACUUCGAGAGCGUCCGCACUUCGAUCGCCGCCAGCGAGGGAAACGUUUGUGCUUUCUGCGGGAAUCGUUUCGAUUUUCGAUCCGAGUUCUGCCACGUGAUACGUGCUCUCGCUUCUUCGCGACAUCUUUUGAUUUCGAUCGAUCGAAACAGAUGCUGGUCGGCGAUACCGUGCCUCGUCGAUGGUGGCAUGCAUGGCGGGACACAAUCACCGGCAGGACAUUGUAAUGAAUUAUGCAGCAGAUCAAAUCACGCCUAUACGAGAAUCAUCGACUUUGCACGCUCGAUCCUCCCGUAUUAAUGCGCCGAUGUCGCUCGUUGGCUGCUGUCGUUACCCGUGAAUAUUACCAGUGGCCUCGAGCGUCCGAAGUGUUGCUACUAUUUCCCUAGAAGUUUCUGACAAAGGACCGAUUAUUUACUCUGGUGUUUGUUCGCGCAGUGACAGUGUACGCUCGCAGAAUCUCGAUCGACGUAAACAGCGAUCCCAACGAACGAUUACCGGGCUGAAGUUCGUCACUUCGAUUUUCGCGUGCGAGUUGAGCUGCCGUUUCUUGUGACUCACGUCGCACACGUGUUCCACUAGGUAACAAUCGCUUUCGUAAUAUUGGCAACUUGUUGGCAGCGCAGUUCAAUUCCCGCGAGACGUUUCAUUCCGCGUAACCCGCCGUGCUGUUUUAACACCGUGACGCUGCAUCGGAUCGAGAUGUGUCGUUAUUUCGAUAAUCAAACGAUCGCGAUAGUAGGGGGAGUGUCCUUAGGGUUGCCAGAUGUGCUCCGUGCAGAGUACAUUUCUUUUUAAGAAUUGUAGAACUAAUCGUUCAGGUUAUAUUUUCUGUAUCAUUUGGCAACCCUGAGUGUACAGUGGGUUUGAACGUUGACAGUGAGGAUACAGUGGAAUUGUGAGUAACGUGAUUUCCCGGAGAAUCGUUGGAAGUGGGAAACUCGGAUAAUCGUCAUGGCUUACGUGCUCUGGCGAGUCUUUAUGAAGAGGUACUCGAAGGUGCGGCUGGGCCUCAGGAAUUUACCCGUGAUACCGGCGGAGCGUCGGGUACCGGAGAAAGAGGAGACCUGGUCGCUAGCCCCGGAGCCAAACGAUCCCUGCACCAACUGCGAAGAUCUGCCCGAAACAAAGUCUAAAGGUUCCCAGGAUGAAGCCCCGAAGAUCCCUGAAGUACCAGAAGCGUCCAGCGAAAUUCCAGAAACUGGCACGCUACCUAGAAACCAAGAGUCCCGAAAGAGCAAGACGAAGAAGGUGAAGAGCUACCUUAGGAAAUGCAAGGGUGCGCUGUCGAAAGGAGACGAGGCCUCCUCGGACAAGAAACGCCAGGAACACUGCAGUUCCUGGUAUCUGGAAGAGGCCGUGUCACCAGAGGACACGGAUCCGCGCGAGAAACAGCGCGAGGCUUCGACCGACAGGAUUUCCGAAGCCGAGGAAGCUGUGGAGGCAGUCGAAGAGGACAAUGCUACCGUAUCGCAAAAUCCUUCUAAGAGCGUCGACGACGGCGAGACUCCUGACGAGGCUUUGGCUAGGCUGCUCGACGAGGAUCGGAAGAACGAUCUGAGAAGAAGUCGAUCCUCUCUGUACGAAGAUGCUAGGGACUCUAUAAACGAGCAAGCCACGGUUGUCGAAAGUAACUCCAGCAAGGUAGUUAAAGACAGGAACGAGGCGGUGUCUCUGGAAACGCUGACCACCGAGGACACGAACCUGAACAAGUGCGACUCCAGCGAUACUUUGAUAGCGGAAGCGGGGGAGGUAUGCGCUGCUUAUCAACCGGCUGACGGCGAGCAAGCUGACGAAGAGGAGGGCAACGAUGAGACGCUGCAGGCGAUGUCUCUGCUUGGGGGUCGCGGAGACGUCGCUUCGUUGGUCCGGAACUUGCUUGGCCCGAUUUACGGCGAUGGCGUUAUCAAUCUGCUGAUACGACAGGCCCGGGACAUCCUGGUCUGUGCUUAUCACGGCAACUUGGAGAACUUCCUCAGAACUUAUCUCUCACCGGCCGCUUCGCUGAUCGCGGAAGUGAAGACCGUCGCCUCCGAAACGGGGAACGAGUCCGUAGUACCAGAAGGCUGGCCUCUGACGUUGGGCAGACGUGGCCUCAUCCUGCAACUAGGAGAGCUAGAAGCCUCCGCACUACGUCUCGGGGAAUGUUACCUCUGCAUACGCAGCGCAGCUGCAGUUGCAACCACCUCGGGGAGCGGCGAAGCGGCGGCUGGUGAAACCGUCGAGCGGAAUACCGUCGAGAUCGCAAUAGUUUGGAGAACGACGUCGAUGAGGGCCCCAGGGUUCCUCGGUUGGGACCGCGAGGAGGAGUUCAUGGACUGGCGGGAGGUGUCUCGCAAAGGUCAAGGCGGCAGUUCGGCAGGCGGAGGCGCAAGUAUCUCAGGUCCGCAAAGCUCCAGUACCGCGAAGGUGACGCGUCCUCGUCGAAGAUCAAAGGAAGAGCCCCGUGCUCGGACCCGGGAGGGUCUGCCGGCGGAUCAUCGCCGGGAGGAGACCCGGUCGAUCGACAGGUUGGAGUGCAAGAGCUCGAAUGAGAAUCCCGAGGCUGAAGCCGAGACGGGCCACGCGGUGAUGAAGUCGAGGUCGACGUCGAGCGUUAAUACUUGGAAACCGGAGCUCGACGGUGACUCUGAAGCAACAACGACGACGACGACGACGACGACGACCUCCAGAGUCAGCUCGAACAAUUGUUCUAGUCUAUCCGGCGACGAGAACCGCGCCAGAGUGAAGAGGUGCGCCAAGGUGGUCUCGUCGUCGACCAUGGAGAAGUGGAAGGAGACGGCCAGGUGCGAGACCAGGAGCAAACCCUUGGUCCCCGAGGACCUGAAGACACCUCUGCGUCUCGAUAAAGCUGUCCUCGAGAGGAAGAAAGCCGGGAGCAACGACGCUGACCAGGAUGACAGACUGCAGACUGGGAAUGUCGACGACAUCAGCGACGACGACCUGCCGGCUUUCAUCGGGAACCUUCUGAUCUCUGUCGAGAGGAAGAUCGAAAGGGUUUCCCUGGACGACCUCACGUUCCCUUGCCCAGCCUGCAGGAAUAUCGACACAGACGAUCCCCUGCUUGGAUGCAGGUGCGCGGGGGAUGACUGCAGCUGCGGCACUGGCGAAGACACUUGCGAUUGUUCCACUUCUGCCAAGAGGAAGGAGCAGUCUGCGAGGAGCUUCGAGGUGGCUGGCAUCAAGCACAUUGACAGCGAUGACGAGGAGGAGGUGCGGAUGGGAUUCGGAACGAAAAAGAGAGCCGACGACGUGGUAGCGCCCAGGACCAUUCACGACGUACCGGAACACGUUCUCACGUGUGGCCUCACGCUUCCUGGGUACACGGACGUAAACGGCAGACCUGUUCUCGAGUUCGAGGAUGUACCAGCUACAAGAGAACCCUUCAACGCUAAGCAUGUGUCGUCGUUUCUUCUCUACCUCGCACGUUUGCACAGCGCCGACCAGGCGAGGAACGGAUUCACCCUGCUGGUCCGCGGCGACUCUCCGGCCUGUCUGGAGUUUCUGGACAAGGUCCUGGCCCUUCUGAAGGACCGAGUGAGCGUUCCGCAAGCGUUGCUGCUGCAAACAUCCGUUCCCGACGGUUCAAGAGACUCCCAGUUACCUUUGAGCCGCGUCAAGACGACCAUCGUGGACCACGACACGCUGUGCAAACACAUUCCCAGGCGGGAAGAAAACCACGACCAGGCGCUAUGGAUCGCGUUCUAUAAGGAGUACGACAGCCUGAUGACAGAGUGGCAGGCGGCGGGUCGCAGACUGGCCCUGGAGAUGUCCGAGCUGAAGGAAUGCAGCAGCCUCUCGGGCGCGUUGACGCCUCUCGGCCGGUUGCUGACGGACCCUACCUUGAGACGAACAUCCCGGGACGCCGAGGAGGCGAUCUCCUCUCUCGAAGAACGCGCGUCGCCGCUUCUACACCUCGAGCACGUUAGAUUGUCGGUGAAACGGGCACGGGGACUGGUCGAGGAGGUCGGGAACGCAGCCACCAGGCUCGAAUCCUCCUUCGAGUCCAGACGAGCCACCAUACGCAACCUCGCCGUUCUGAGAAGCAUCGAGGACCAGGCCCACGAGGUGUUGGGUUGGCUGUGCAAGAAAGGCGAGGACAUCCUGACGAAGCACGCGCAGCACUCUGUCACGAAUUUGACUGCGGCGCGGCUGAACGAGAGGGAAUUCGAGAAGUUCUAUUUCACGUCGAUGAGACAUCUUGACAAGGGCAGCGACCUAGCGGAGGCGGCGAGCGCGAGCGGACUCCGCGAACUCGCGAGAUCCUUGAAGCAACAUCUGCGAGGAUUCGGUAGCCGCCUGGAGGACAGACGCGAGUACCUCGAGGACACGUCGAGAUGUUGCCUGCUUCAGGACAGGGCGUACGAGUGGGCCCAGGAGGCUCGUCUCGCUGGCGAAAGAAGGGCCCAGCAGUUCCUGAUGGCGAGACCACCCCUGCCGCCGGAGCAUUUCACGGAAAUGAUGGCGCUCGCCGAGAAGCUCGGUAACGAGAUCCUCCUCGAACAAUGCCGCAUCGCCAGGAACAAGUGCGCGGAAGCCCUCGAGAUCGCGAGGACCACUUCCGCACCCGGCAGUCCGGCCAGGAGAAGGUCCUUCGCCGCCUCAGAGUCCGCUACCUCGUGGGAGGACACUCUUGCCAAGAGAACAUCGUGGGAUGACAGUGACAGCAGCGCAUCGUACGCGUGCCCCAUGGAGAGCAUAGGAUCCGCCGGAAGUGGCGGAAGACCGGUGUUGGACAACAUCGCGGAGCUUCGUGAAAGCGCGGAGCAACUUUUGGAUUGUUCACCUCCGAGAACUCCGCCUCGAAGUCCAGCUCCGAGGCGGCUCGUGAAGCCUCCGGUGAACUCGCACCUCCAUAGAGCAGCCAGCAUCGCGCCAGGCAUGAAGGCGAAAAAAACAAUACUGCUGAUAAUGAGGGAAAUGAUACAGACCGAACGAGACUACGUGAAGUCCCUCGAGUACAUAAUAGAGAAUUAUAUACCGGAGCUGGUGCGCGAGGACAUCCCGCAGGCGCUGCGAGGACAACGCAACGUGAUCUUCGGCAACGUCGAGAAGAUCUACGAGUUCCACAGCCAACACUUCCUACGGGAACUGGAGCAGUGCGAGCAGUCCCCGAUGAACGUGGGACAGUGUUUCCUCAGACAUGAGAAGAAGUUCUACCUGUACGCCUUGUACAAUAAGAACAAGCCGAACUCCGACUCGCUGAUGGCCGAGUAUGGCACGGUGUUCUUCAAGCAGAAGCAGCUCGAGCUGGGCGACAAGAUGGACCUGGCCAGCUACUUGCUGAAGCCGGUGCAACGGAUGGGCAAGUACGCGUUGCUGCUGCAGCAGCUGGUCAAAGCGGGAACAGAUCUGUCGGAGCAAAUGUCCGGCAAAGAGGAAAAGGACGAGAAAGAGGACGGUUUGAAGCCGAUGGUCGAGGGCGAGGCGGAUUUGAGAGCAGCCGAGCAGAUGGUCCGGUUCCAACUGCGCCAUGGAAACGAUCUGCUGGCGAUGGACUCUCUUCGUGACUGCGACGUGAACGUGAAGGAACAGGGCAGGCUGCUGAGGCAGAACGAGUUCCUCGUCUGGCAGGGCAAGGGCAAGAAGUGCCUGCGACAGGUCUUCCUCUUCGAGGAUCUUAUACUCUUCAGCAAAGCGAGAAGAUUCCCCGAUAGGAAGAACCUGGACAUCUACAUCUACAAGCACAGCAUCAAAACGACGGACAUCGGGCUGACCGCGGUGAUCGCCGACUCGCCCACGAAGUUCGAGAUUUGGUUCCGCAAGAGGAAACCAGGCGACACGUACACGUUGCAGUGCGCCAGCGAGGACAUCAAGAAAGCUUGGACGGAGGAACUGAGCAACCUUUUAUGGAAGCAGGCGCUGCGAAACAGAGAAGUGCGCCUGGCGGAGAUGUCGAGCAUGGGCAUCGGAAACAAACCUUGUUUGGACAUUAGGCCUAGCGCGGAUCAGAUCAAUGACCGUUCGAUCAGUGUAGCUCAACUCUCGAAAACACCUAGAUUUAGAAACUCGAUAGCAGUAUCGAUGUCAGAAGACUCCGGUCGCUGCAGCAGAAGGCCGCACAGCGUGAUCUCUGUCAGCUCGUCCUCAAGUAGCGGUGGUAGCAGCGGUCCGCCCACGACCUUGAACCUUGGCUUGGACACCAGUCCCCGACCCCAUCACCGCAGUACCACGCUCAACAGCCAAUGCAGCGUUGAGAGCGGCAUAAUCGCGGACAUAUCGAUCGUCUCGGACGACGGUGGCGACGGUACAGAGAGAAGUCACUGGAACUCGACCUUAGAGAGUCCCACGUCCCACCUGCCGACCACGUCCACGCCCUUACAAUCGCCGACGAGCGCGACCGCAACGACAACAGUUACCUCGGCUUCUUCGUCCGACACUAAUCUCGCACCCUACGACCAAGACAUGUCCAUUAAUUUAUAAACGCCGCCCCUGAAAAGGGCCGCCCUAACAUAGAGCAGAGAGUCUAUACGUUCUCGAUUCACUUGCAAGUUGUCCCACGGUGGGUCCACCGUGACCUUGACGGCCACGAAGACCGCGAGAACCGGCCGCGGAUAUCGAAAUGAAAUUGCUCGAUCACAAUUGCUCGCGAUUAUUUGUCACGUGGCGAUCGCUAGCCGCGGGACAGAGCCCGUUAACUUGUAGAAGAGUGUGACGGCGUCCCAUACACCUCCGGCAUCACGCUUAACUGUGUCCCACGAACGGUCGCCACCGCGAUCCAGGGACCUACACGACGGACCUCUGGGCCGGAGCAGUUCAACUUUCAAGUGAAUUUAUCUUUUGAUACGCUUCGAAACACAUACAGACACACACCAUACUUGGAUACACGUGAAACGAACACACACCGACACACGCGCACACAUGUACACACAGAGAGACACGUGUUCUGAAUGGAUCCACGCGAUAGUUGUCACGUCUGAAUUUUAUAAACCAUUGAUUUCCAGAAGUAACGAACGGCAACGUGUAUUUUCUUAUACUGUCUCCUCCGAAUCCACCAACGUGCUCAAGAGAAUCAUAGAUAGAGAUGUGUUCCGACGGGGUAUAUAUAUAAAUAAAUGAAUGAAUAUAAAUAUGAAUAUAAAUAUAUAAAUAUAACAUAGAUGUGUAUGGCUGCAUGUUUCAAACGAUGCGAUCCGCGUUGUCGCGAACGGCAUGCACCGGUUACCAUCUUCUCCCCCCCAAAACCCCCUAAACAUUGGCAUUCCUGGAUACCAGCGACCGUUCUUCGUAUUCCCAAAUGGCUCGUCCGAUGGUACAUCUUUUUUAUAUGCUUUAUUUAUACAUACAUACAUACGUGUAGUUAAUAAAUUGAUAUCGAUAUUCCUCGUUCCACGACCGGACGCAGUUUUUCGUUCGAUGAAAACACCUGAAGAACAUCCUGUGCCCCUCUUUCUGUUUCUUUCUUCUUUUUUUUUUAUUGUGCCGCAUUCUUCAGGUACUACAGCAUUCGAUUGUUCAUCUCAUCCACGAAAACCGCGCGCGCGCGCGCGUCCCUCUUCAGGAAUGUCAGGCAAACCAAUGCGCACACACACAUACCACUUUGUAAUAUAAUGUAAUAUUAAAGGUUUAUACGAUGUAGCCGCAAGUAAUAUAACCGAUAGUUUAUUAUUUCCAGAUUAUAUGUAUAUAUAUACAUACGCAUAUAUAUAUAUACAUAUACAUACUAUAUAUAGAGAGAUAAUGUUAUAUUCUUUUUAUGUCAGUCAUUUGCGAAACCCUUUAUCACCUGCAGGUGGAAACCUAGACUCUGGCCUGUAAACGAAAGCCAAAUUACCGACCCCCCGAUUUAGAGGGAAAAUCUCCAACCACCGAAUCCGAGAAAUAAUAAAACUUUAGGGAUUUCUAGAGUACAUGUGUCCAUGUAUUACGCCAUUUUUGUAAUUGCCUUAAUUCGUUCCAAGAUGUUAAACUAAACCCCUGAAAAUUCAGCUAUUUUUCAAUUUUAUAACUCCGUAGACAGUAAGAUGUAGACUAAAUAUUUUAAGACAAAAGUUAUCUUUUUUUUAACUGUAACAAAAAUAUUAACAAUUGUUUGAUAUUGAUUUUUAUAUAAAAAUUCUUAUUACUUAUUUAUUAUCAUUAUUAUAUACAUGUAAAUCCCAGAGUCUUUAUUCGAGAAGGCAAUUAAUAUUCCUCAGAAGGAACUUGGGCAAAAGAAUCCAUGUGUGCUCUAGACGUUCCCAAAGUGUCCGAAUUUUUUGGAUUCGCGGAUUCGUCUCCUCGUUUGUCUUUUCCUUCUCGAUUAAUUAAAGAAUUUAUGUUGUCAUCGGUACCCGGUGUAGACGUUUCACCUGACUCGAGACGAUCCACGCCAGUUUCGAUGUUAAUUACUUGAUGAGCCGCGAUGCAGUUCCGGCUGUGCAGGCUCGUUUCCGAUUCGACUGAUGCUUCCGGCACGAAACGGGAUGAACGACGAGGUUCGAUUUUUGAACACGUUCGAUCAACGGGACUGAUCACAGUCACAGCUCGGCGAACUUAGCGACCGAAGAAAGAGAACGGACGAACGACACACACACACGAGUAGCAAUCAGCAAUUAUCCUGUCACAAUAAUUCUGUAUUGUUACGCCGCUUCCGAGUCAGUCGAUCAGCCAUUGUUAUUGCCAAGGUCUGCCAAGGUAUCUCGACGAUACCUUCAAUGGGACAGUGACCAAAACCGUUUUUCUUUCGUAUUUCCUAGGGGUACCGAGAGACCAAGAACAUUUUCUAAGGUAUUUAGAUCACCGUAGUUUGUAGCCCGUAGCGGAUCAUUGCAAAGAUUUUUCACGCCCGGCGCAGUCCGAUGCAUCCCUAAUUUUAGUUCUCAUUCCUCGUUUCUCUCUCCCUCUCUCUCUCUCUCUCUCUUUAUCUCUGUUUCUCCUUCUCUGUAUCUAUGUCUUUUGUUCUCUCGACGAGUCGUGAUUUAGUUAUGUAUUUUCUACUCUUUUUUUUUUCUCUAUGGAAUCCGGUGGAUCGUGUUUUAACGAGUCGAAAAGAUUGUUUUCGAACGAGAUCGACGGAAAUCGGAAUCAUGCCAUAAAUGAAAUCGGUGCAUCCGGCUGGGCAUCCCGUUCCUUCGGAAGCGAGACCAAACAGGGAACGAAAGUAAAGAGGAACAUUUCUAUUUUACGAGCGGAUUUCACUUUUUGGUAAUCAGUGAUCACUGAUCACAAAUUGGUACCGCUUCGCGAACCAGGGAUGUCUUUCUCAAUGACGAUAAUAACACCCGGUACCUUAAGAUACACCGAUAGUCACUUAAACGUUACACGCUCGUAGAUAUUUAUUAAUAUUUUUUUAAGUAGAUCAUUUUAGUCCGUAGACGAUAAGUAUCCGCAUCAUUCUAACGAAAUGUAUAUAAAUACACAUAUAUUUACAUUGAUAACAUGAUUAUUUCAGUAUUGUACUGUGUCUAACACCGAUGUAUUUUAUUACUUGCUAAAUAUACUGUAUUGGGUGCCUUUUGUAGCGAA